CGGGCGGGCUGGCAGAGCAGGCAGCACCGCACCACGGCCACAGGCGGCUGCAGCAGCUGCCCUUGUCCCCAGCUGCCUCUCCAGCCUCUUCCCCGGUUAGCACUCCAGCUGCUGGAAAUCAGCAAGAAAGAGGAGAGAAACUCCCACCGACCCACAGAGGGAGCAUGACUUCGGCAACUUCACCUAUCAUUUUAAAAUGGGAUCCCAAAAGUUUAGAAAUCCGGACGUUGACAGUGGAAAGGCUCUUGGAGCCACUUGUUACCCAGGUGACAACACUUGUCAACACAAGCAACAAAGGCCCAUCUGGUAAAAAGAAAGGGAGGUCAAAGAAAGCCCAUGUGCUGGCUGCAUCUGUGGAGCAAGCCACUCAGAACUUCCUCGAAAAGGGUGAGCAGAUUGCGAAGGAGAGUCAAGAUCUCAAAGAAGAGUUGGUGGCUGCAGUUGAGGAUGUGCGCAAGCAAGGUGAUACCAUGCGGAUCGCCUCUUCUGAGUUUGCUGAUGACCCUUGCUCCUCAGUGAAGCGGGGCACCAUGGUGCGAGCUGCCCGGGCACUGCUGUCUGCUGUCACACGCUUGCUCAUCCUGGCAGACAUGGCCGAUGUCAUGAGACUGUUAUCUCACCUGAAAAUUGUGGAAGAGGCCCUGGAAGCGGUGAAGAAUGCUACCAAUGAGCAAGACCUUGCAAACCGCUUUAAGGAAUUUGGAAAAGAGAUGGUGAAACUUAACUAUGUAGCUGCAAGAAGACAGCAGGAACUGAAGGACCCUCACUGUAGAGAUGAGAUGGCAGCUGCUCGUGGAGCAUUGAAGAAGAAUGCCACGAUGCUGUACACAGCCUCUCAAGCCUUUCUCCGCCACCCAGAUGUCGCUGCCACAAGAGCCAACCGAGAUUAUGUGUUCAAACAAGUCCAGGAGGCCAUCGCAGGCAUUUCCAAUGCCGCUCAAGCUACCUCGCCCACCGAUGAAGCCAAAGGCCACACGGGUAUUGGCGAGCUGGCGGCAGCCCUGAAUGAGUUUGAUAAUAAGAUCAUCCUGGACCCCAUGACUUUCAGCGAAGCCAGGUUCCGGCCGUCCCUGGAGGAGAGGCUGGAGAGCAUUAUCAGCGGGGCUGCACUCAUGGCAGACUCGUCGUGCACCAGAGAUGACCGGCGGGAACGCAUCGUGGCCGAGUGCAACGCAGUGCGACAGGCGCUCCAAGAUCUGCUCAGCGAAUACAUGAAUAAUUGCUUUUAUUCUUCUUGGCUAACUGAAUCGAUGAAGACUGGAAGGAAAGAAAAAGGAGAUCCUCUAAACAUUGCAAUUGACAAGAUGACCAAGAAAACAAGAGACCUAAGGAGACAGCUUCGGAAAGCAGUGAUGGAUCACAUAUCUGAUUCCUUCUUGGAAACCAAUGUCCCUUUGCUGGUUCUCAUCGAGGCUGCGAAGAGUGGCAAUGAGAAGGAAGUGAAAGAAUAUGCCCAGGUUUUUCGUGAACAUGCCAACAAGCUGGUGGAGGUUGCGAAUUUGGCCUGUUCCAUUUCCAAUAAUGAGGAAGGGGUGAAGUUAGUUCGGAUGGCGGCAACCCAGAUUGACAGCCUGUGCCCCCAGGUCAUCAAUGCUGCUCUCACUCUGGCUGCUCGGCCUCAAAGCAAAGUUGCUCAAGAUAACAUGGAUGUCUUCAAAGACCAGUGGGAGAAGCAGGUCCGAGUGCUGACUGAGGCUGUGGAUGACAUCACUUCAGUGGAUGACUUCCUUUCUGUCUCAGAAAAUCACAUCUUGGAGGAUGUAAACAAAUGUGUGAUCGCCCUCCAAGAGGGAGACGUGGAUACUCUAGACCGCACUGCAGGGGCCAUCAGGGGCAGGGCGGCUCGGGUGAUACACAUCAUCAAUGCUGAGAUGGAGAACUAUGAAGCUGGCGUUUAUACUGAGAAGGUGCUGGAAGCCACGAAAUUGCUUUCUGAGACAGUGAUGCCACGCUUUGCUGAACAAGUCGAGGUUGCCAUUGAAGCCCUGAGUGCUAACAUCCCCCAACCAUUUGAGGAAAAUGAGUUCAUCGAUGCCUCUCGCCUGGUAUACGACGGUGUUCGGGAUAUCAGAAAAGCUGUGCUGAUGAUCAGGACCCCAGAGGAACUAGAAGAUGACUCUGACUUUGAGCAGGAAGAUUAUGAUGUACGUAGCCGGACAAGUGUUCAGACUGAAGAUGACCAGCUAAUUGCAGGGCAGAGUGCACGGGCCAUCAUGGCGCAGUUACCACAGGAAGAAAAAGCAAAAAUAGCUGAACAGGUGGAGAUAUUCCACCAAGAGAAAAGCAAGCUGGAUGCUGAGGUGGCCAAGUGGGAUGACAGCGGCAAUGAUAUCAUUGUUCUGGCCAAGCAGAUGUGUAUGAUCAUGAUGGAAAUGACAGACUUCACAAGAGGCAAAGGCCCGUUGAAAAAUACAUCAGAUGUCAUUAAUGCUGCUAAGAAGAUUGCUGAAGCAGGUUCUAGAAUGGACAAAUUAGCCCGCGCUGUGGCUGAUCAGUGUCCUGAUUCAGCAUGUAAGCAGGAUUUAUUAGCCUACCUUCAGCGAAUUGCCUUGUAUUGCCAUCAGCUCAAUAUCUGCAGCAAGGUGAAGGCAGAAGUACAGAAUCUGGGAGGAGAGCUCAUUGUGUCAGGGACAGGAGUUCAGAGCACUUUCACUACCUUUUAUGAGGUAGAUUGUGAUGUCAUAGAUGGGGGCAGGGCUAGUCAACUUUCUACCCACCUCCCAACCUGUGCUGAGGGAGCUCCAAUCGGGAGUGCAAGCAGUGAUUCCUCCAUGUUGGACAGCGCCACGUCACUUAUCCAGGCAGCUAAAAACCUGAUGAAUGCUGUGGUCCUCACUGUGAAAGCUUCCUAUGUGGCCUCAACCAAAUACCAGAAGGUCUAUGGGACAGCAGCUGUCAACUCACCUGUUGUGUCUUGGAAGAUGAAGGCUCCAGAGAAGAAGCCCCUUGUGAAGAGAGAAAAGCCUGAAGAAUUCCAGACAAGAGUUAGACGGGGUUCUCAAAAGAAACACAUUUCUCCUGUGCAAGCUUUAAGUGAAUUCAAAGCAAUGGAUUCCUUCUAG
This is a messenger RNA of Perognathus longimembris pacificus (Pacific pocket mouse), 3062 nucleotides long. It is a transcript of the gene Ctnna2, whose product is annotated as catenin alpha 2. The transcript is spliced from 21 exons. Gene Ontology annotation, biological process: cell migration; cell-cell adhesion. Gene Ontology annotation, molecular function: cadherin binding; actin filament binding; structural molecule activity. The record is from RefSeq and is a predicted model, not a curated record. Lineage: Eukaryota; Metazoa; Chordata; Mammalia; Rodentia; Heteromyidae. Gene Ontology annotation, cellular component: actin cytoskeleton; adherens junction; catenin complex. Bases 165 to 3062 code for a protein of 965 amino acids.